GCAUGCGCAGAGGGGCGAGCUCGCUGACAGAUUCUGGGAGGCAGCGACAGCGGCGGAGGCCCUGGACUGCGGGGAAUGGGAGCCUUAGAGCCCUGACUGAGCACCGCCCCCGCCUCCCUAUCCCCGACAUGGCUCAGGAGAAGAUGGAGCUGGAUCUGGAACUGCCUCCGGGUACAGGCGGGAGCCCGGCGGAGGGCGGCGGCAGUGGCGGCGGCGGGGGCCUCAGGAGGUCUAACAGCGCCCCCCUCAUCCACGGCCUCAGUGACACUUCGCCGGUGUUCCAGGCCGAGGCGCCGAGCGCUAGGCGGAACAGCACAACGUUCCCGAGCCGCCACGGCCUCCUGCUACCGGCCUCCCCGGUCCGCAUGCACAGCAGCCGCUUGCACCAGAUCAAACAAGAGGAGGGCAUGGACUUGAUCAACCGAGAGACGGUCCACGAGCGCGAGGUGCAGACCGCAAUGCAGAUAAGCCACUCCUGGGAGGAAAGUUUCAGUCUGAGUGACAACGAUGUGGAGAAGUCCGCCUCCCCAAAGCGCAUCGAUUUCAUUCCGGUGUCACCAGCACCGUCACCCACCCGGGGAAUUGGAAAGCAGUGUUUUUCACCAUCCUUGCAAAGUUUUGUGAGUAGCAAUGGAUUGCCUCCGAGCCCUAUUCCCAGCCCAACUACUCGAUUUACCACUCGGCGAAGCCAGAGUCCCAUCAAUUGCAUUAGACCAAGUGUUCUUGGACCGUUGAAAAGAAAAUGUGAAAUGGAAACUGAGUAUCAGCCAAAGAGAUUUUUCCAGGGCAUCACCAACAUGCUUUCUUCUGACGUUGUACAGCUGUCAGACCCCGGUGUGUGUGUAUCUUCGGAUACCCUUGAUGGAAACAGCAGCAGGGCGGGAUCUUCUUGUAACUCACCAGCGAAAGGCAGCACUACCACCGACUCUCCUGUGUCACCUGCCCAAGCGGCCUCUCCCUUUAUUCCAGUAGAUGAACUUUCAUCUAAGUGAUUCAACCAUCCUGAAACUGUUUUUUUUGUUUGUUUGUUUGUUUGUUUGCUUGCAAGGGAAAGACAAAAAAAAAAGCAAGUUGGAGCAAGCACUGAACUUUAUCGAUUAAUUUGAGACUAUUUCCUAUUUGAUCCCUGUCCUUUUUUUGGAAUUUCCUGAAAUGUUACUCUAGAGAACUUCUAUGUCAGGUUCCUGCAGAUGCCCUUGAUUUCAGUGUAGUAAUAUUUUCAGACUUCUUCCAAUAAGUGUGUUGAAGCAUACAUUUUACGCUGCUAAUAUGUCUAAAUACAUAUGUUAUCCCUUGAUUUUUUUAAAUAAUUGAGAGCUCUAUUUAUUUAUAGGAUUAUUAAGUUCUGAUGAAAAUAUAAAUGUUGAAUUAAUCAGUAUAGUAAACUGAUGUUUUACAAUUUCAUAUUUCAUGGCCACACUAAUUUUAAUGUUAUUUUCAGCGAUUUCUAAUUUCCAUUUAAGAAAAAUAACUUAGCUAUUAACAGCUUUUAUAUAUAAAAACAGCUUUUAUAUAUAAAAAAAUGUUAUAUCAGUCCAGUGGUUGUCUACCCAGGAAUUCUUGGAUUUUUAAUUUUCUGGGUACAAAAGUGGAUGGGAGGGGAAAUGAUAAAAGAACAAAUUAUAAAAGUUUGCAACAGGUCUUUUAAAUUCAGUGUAUAGAAGUAAGCAUAUUUAAGAAAAAAUGUUUUCUAAUGAAACUUUAAUAAUUCUGCUAUACAGAAAGUGAAAUUUUCUUUUUAAAAAUAUUUUUAACCAGAAAGUGCAUUCUCUUAGGGUAUAAUCCUAAAGUGCAAUGGGACAGUGCCUUGCAGUCUGAGCUCACUGUGUAUAGGCUGAGGCAAGGCUCUUUGUACCAUUUCAGAUUUAAAAGUUUUUCAAAUGUAGUUGUGUGGGAAGCUCUAUUGAAUUUAAGCAAAGCACUCAGGCAGACAGUACUCUUUCAGUCACAGAUAUACCUUAACCUACCCAGUCGUGCCUCAGUUCUCAAAAAUUCCUGCCAGUGAACCAGAGCAAUUUUGGGCUGCUUUUCUGCUCUGCCCAUUUGUCACCUGCUUGGUUUUCUCUUGCUCAGGAAGGAAGCAGCUGUUUCCUUGCCAAUAGGUCUUUUCUUUCCACCUCCCACCAAACUAGGGCACCAUCAGUUAGACAAAGGUACAGUGUGACUUGGGUUUCUGACUGAGCAACAACAGGUCUGUGAGUUGUUUAACCUCUGUGGUUAAAGCUACAGCUGGAGUUGAUAUCCUUGGGGAUGUUGGUUAAUUAAGGACUGAUGAUUUGCAAGAGAAAAGCAGUGGAGAGUCACAUAGGUAAAUCAUUAUUUUACUUAUGUUUGUUAAAGGUAGAAUUGUUUAAUGCUUUUUCCUUUGUCUCUUACAAGUAAGACAAAAUAAUAAGACUAGCAAAUGACUUUAUAUUAUACUUUCUUACGUCUUAUCUAUCUUAGAUAGUUAGGGCAAGCAGACAAAAAGGGAGGGGGUAAAAAAAAUUUAAAAGAGCAAGACCAAAACCCCAACUUACUUCUUAAAGUUAUUGCCUACCGAGACUUUAACAGUUAUGUGGAAUUUUUACAACUAUGAGAAUAAAUGGAACUGGUCAGCUCUUACAGUUGCCUCAAGUUUCAGUGACAUCAAGGGUAAGAUUGUGUCCAUACAUUUACAAUUUUCUUUUCUGGGUGAUAGUGUUCAUGUGCUUCAGUCCUGACAGUGUUUCUCAAUUCAGACCUAUAUAUCCAGUUUCCUUUUGGGCAUCUUGACCUCCUUUAACCACAGGUACUUUAAACUAAUCACCUUCUAAACAAAUUAUUAUCUCCACACUUAAUUUCUUGUAAUAGCUAGUGAUGCCAUCACUGUCUUGUUUCCUAAACUAGAAACCAUGCAAGCAUAUGUGAGUUUACAUUUUCUGUAUGUGUCACAGCUAUCUUAACCAUCAAAUCCUAUCAUCUGUUUCUAUAAUGAAUCUCAAAUCCAUUUCUGUUGUUGUUUUAGUUUAAAUUCUUACCUAGAUGAUCUUCCUGUUUCCUGCCUCUCUUUUGGGCCAUUCUUCACACUGGCUCUGGAGUGAUCUUUCUAAAAUAUAAAUUUGAUUUUUUUUCCAAUUCACCUACUUGAAAACAUACGUGCUUCCACAUUUCCUAUAGUUGAGGGACUGAUUUGUGUGUCUGUGUGUGUUUCCCCUGGGCUAUAAAGACCUUCAUGAUAUGUAUUUGACCAUAUUCUAGAAUGAUGUCGGGCCUCUCAUCUCCAUGUGAAUUCCCAUUCUUUGAUCUUACUUAACAAACCCUGGACUACUUGUUAUUCUUUGAAUGUGUCCUGUAGUAGGUAUUCUUUAAAUAUGCCAUGUAUCUAUGUUUUUCGAUAGGUUAUUCCUUCUUCCUAAAAUGACAUUCCUACCUUUCAGUCAAGCAAAUGCUUUUUUUCUUUUUAUUGCAUGUGAAGUUAACUAUUAUGAAAACAAUGCAUACCUACUAAAAUAUUUAAGCAAUAUAGACGCCUAUAUACAUGGUUUUUAAAAAUCUACCUUUUAUUAUGUAAAAAUUCAUCCUUUCUCUUAGGUAACUUUUGUUGACAAUUUGAUAUAUAUUGUACAAGAUGUGUUCUGCAUUAUGUGUAUAUAUGUAUAUAAAUGCAGGAAGCCAACAUGUCAUUGACAUCUCUUACCAUAUCUAAUCCCUCACCAAAUCUUAUUGAUUUCAUCUUCUAGAAUCUUCUUUUUAUUUCUACUGCCAACUGAUAUCCAGGCUAUCGAUCAUUUCCUCUUCAGGCUUCUAACUCCCACCUUUGCCUAACACACUCACUUUGUUCAAGUACCUGUUCUCUCUAAAGCAUCUAGAGUUAUCCUCUUAAAAUUGCAGAAGUGAUCUGUCUCCUGGCUUACAGCUUUUUAUUUGCUUCCUGUUUUUCUUAUGCAUAUACUAUAAAGUAUAAAUCCUGGCCUAGGAGGCCCUGAGGAAUCUGGCCCUCACCUCUUCCUCCUCUUGUUUUCUGUGCUCCAACUUCACUGCCUAGUUUGCUUCUUAAAUACAUCAUGUUCUCUCCAAUUUUAUGAGAUCCCUUUCCCUGAAAGCAUGAAAAACUUUAUUUCUGUAUGCUAUUCUUUUAUAUAGAUGGUAAAUUUUAAAUUAGUUGUCUCUAAGAGUUCAUACAAUUUGCAUUAUCAUAGUAUUGUUCAUUACUUUAAUCACUGCUCAGCUCAUGUAAAAUUGUCCCUCAGAAACCUUUUUAUGAUAUCAAUAUUGCUAAACUAUAAACUUUGUGCAAAAAAGUCCAUAACAUUUAAAGUACAGUUUGUCAUAUAUAAUAAAAUUCUGUGGUAUAUUUUUCAUUCUUAUGUCCAUUAAAAACAUAGUGUAAAUGGAAGAAAUAAUUAACAGUCACUAUAUCUAAGUCUGCCAGAACUUUAAGUGUACUUAAAAGAUUGUAAUUAAGAGUAACCUAUAUCAGGUUGCCUUCUAGCGAUUCAUAUUAGUUCAGCCCACUACCAGUAUAUAGCUACAGUAAGAGAUCACAUGAGAUACUUGGCCGUAAAAUGGGUUAAGAAUCAAAACUUAGGAAGGAAAUCAAACAGAGAACUUUUUUUUUUCCCUGUAGGUGUGUUUAGUAUGAACAUUCAAAUGAGCUAGACGGUAAGAAUUGGUUGCCAGACAGUGAGCUGAGGAAGGUGUUGUAACCUCCAAUUCCUGGGUAACAUCAGAGAAUAGAAAAACGUGUUGGCCUUAGAAAGGAGGAAUGGAACUUUUUUUUUUUUUUUUUUU
Fukomys damarensis (Damara mole-rat) is the source of this 4752-nucleotide messenger RNA. It is a transcript of the gene Pabir1, whose product is annotated as family with sequence similarity 122A. The coding region runs from base 3 to 992 and encodes 329 amino acids. Gene Ontology annotation, cellular component: cytoplasm; nucleus. Lineage: Eukaryota; Metazoa; Chordata; Mammalia; Rodentia; Bathyergidae. Gene Ontology annotation, molecular function: protein serine/threonine phosphatase inhibitor activity. The transcript has a single exon. Gene Ontology annotation, biological process: mitotic G2/M transition checkpoint. The record is from RefSeq and is a predicted model, not a curated record.